Messenger RNA from Cercospora beticola, 2200 nucleotides. RefSeq lists its product as uncharacterized. The record is from RefSeq and is a predicted model, not a curated record. Gene Ontology annotation, cellular component: nucleus. NCBI's taxonomy places the organism in Eukaryota, Fungi, Ascomycota, Dothideomycetes, Mycosphaerellales, Mycosphaerellaceae.
GCCGCUGCGAUCGUCUGUCUGCCACCCGGACCCUCCCUCCUGCUCGCCAUCAUCCGUACAGCACCAAGGACAUGGGUUUGGAACGAGGCUAAUUCCUAAUUUUCGCACUGCAACGACGACAGCGCCUGCGUCUGCCUGCUGCUGUGCUCCCUCGCACUGCUUCCAGUCCCAGCCCCGACUCACCUUCUCGUCCUUGACAGCCCGCCUAAGCUUCCCGACUGCCUACUGAACCACCGCCGUUUGCCAGCCUUGCCGCACGCACACCGGACCACAGCCGACGCCGCUGGGGAUCUGCUCUUGCCUACCGCUCGCGCUUGUUCCUGCAGCAGGGACCGCAUAGCCAACUCCAGCCUUUGCCUCCCGCUGUGACCUCUGUGUGUCGUGCUACCCUGCCCGACAUCAUUCGCCUCUACCGGAGCAUACAUUACCGCUGCACCAGAGGCUCGGCCCUUGGACCAUCGAUCACCCGCGCACAUCACAGCGUCGCAGACUAGUCAUUGCACUACCCCACACACUGCUACUGAAAAAACCUCCAGUUGACUUCACGGCUACUCCGGUCGACAUUCCUGCCCGCACCAUCCGGCAAACCUCGACCAGCCUUCCACGCUCUUGCACCGUGUCCAUGUGCAUGUUGUAAUGACACCGAAGGUAGUCGCGACCAUCAACUCCACUGGGAGGCAAGCCGCUUCGUUCAUUCGCGCUGCUGCCGCUGUUGGCUGGCAUGUACGCGCUCAAAUUCGCAGCUGCGAUGGCCUCGUCGCCGAAGAGCUAGCAGAAUUACCCAAUGUCGAACUCAUCGAAGGCGACUUGACCGGACCGGCACGCGCGAGCAUCCUGAACCGAUUGUUCACCGGUGCGAAGAUCGCCUUCAUCAACACCACACACUGGGGCGAUGAGGUCGCUAUCGGAAAGGCGUGUGCCGACGCAGCCAAGAAAGCGGGCAUUGCACACUACGUCUACUCCAGCAUGCCAGAUCAUAGCGCCUAUGGUGAGGACUGGAGGGCGUUGCCAAUGUGGGCGACCAAGUUCGCCAUCGAAAACUACGUGAGACAGAUUGGCAUCCCUGCCACCUUUGUCUACACUGGCAUAUACAACAACAACUUCACAUCGUUGCCAUAUCCACUGUUUCAAAUGGAGCUUCAAGACGACGGCAGCUUCGUCUGGCAGGCACCUUUCCACCCGGACGAUCCUCUUCCUUGGCUCGAUGCGGAACAUGAUGUGGGGCCAGCACUUCUCCAGAUUUUCAAGAUGGGCGCCAAUCAUUGGAAAGGCCAGCGUGUCACAUUGGCUUUCGAGAAACUGACGCCUUUGCAAGCCUGUGCUCGCUUCUCACGAGGAGUGGGGCGGCCAGUCAACUAUGUUCACGGCGAUAUCAAGAUCGCUGUCAACAUACCUAGUGGCUAUCGGGAGCAGCUUGAGAUUCUUCAGGAAACCCUCGGCUACAAGCGAGCACCUUACUUCGGUCCUGACCUGGAAUACCCCAAAGAAGGCCGAAGUAUAUGGGAAGGCUACAGAGGCAUCGAAGAGUACGCGCGAGAAGUCUUCCCCAUCGAAGAAUACGCCAACGGACUGCGAUGGAUGGAAGAAGACGGUAUGAGUGUGACCGGUGUCAGCACUCCCGGGGAGAGCAACGGCGAUCCUAUCGACUUUCCUCGAUCACGACCAAUGACACCAGCGAAUGCCGUCACUCCACUUCACGUCUCUGGAGCUUAUACACCCAAAUCACACCCGGAAGGACUGCACAGAGGCUUCUUUGUGGGAAGCUGCUAAAGAUCCCGUGCGAUUUCACCUUUAUUCUUCAACCACGACUUUGUGGGUCAUCAUUGCUUUUCUCCACCACCACGCUGCAUGUCUGGUAGCGUGGAAGGCCAUUUCUGAUAUGCAUAUCUCCACUCUUCGGCGAGCUGCGGGUGUUAUCGCACGGAGUUCAUGAACGAAAAAAAUCGGCACCGUCGUUGGGAAACGGUCAACGAUGGGACACGGACGGACGGGAAAUUCGGUAAACAAAAGUUGUCAAAAGAGGGCGGAAGGAAUUGGGGGUCGGUGGGCGUUCCAUAGUGUUAGUGAGAUUACGUGCUACGUGCCAGAGUACUGUAGUAUGUAGCAUCGGGACGGAGUUCUGCCUGUCUUGGAGGGAAGAUGGUCCUUCGCGAGCGGUGUGAGGCCGAUCGAAUCAAUUCAUUCAAUCAUACCAAGCCCA